GAGCUCUGCGUCGUUCAUUGCGCUACCAUCAAAUAGCUUUAGGAACCGUGCGUUAGGAUGCUGAGCCAGACACCUCUGUAUCAUCUGUAUCAUCUGUCUCCUCAGCACCACACGUCCCACUCGGAUGGACACACUGACAGAGAUAUAAAUGGAGGUUCAGGGGUGUCACAUGAAGGAACUGGACGUCUAUACAACAUUAAAUGGCUUUGCAUUAAAAAGCAAAACCUUAUCGCUUCUCCCGAGAGUAAUCCAUCUCUGAGGAUGAGUGUCCAGCGGCCCUGGAGCAGCAGAGGGCGGCCUCUCCCAGCCAUGGAGCUACAAUAGAAAACAACCUUCCUAGUAAACAUCAAAUGCACUCAAAGCCCAUCUAGAUGCUGCAUAAUGCCUUCCAAGGUCUCGUGUUUGUACCUUCUGACGGUGGUCUGCUGGGCGAGUGCUCUGUGGUAUCUGAGCAUCUCGCGCCCGUCCUCCACCUACGUGGGCCAGAUGCACAUCCCAAUCCGCAAGGCCCCGAAGCCGCCCAGGAACGAGACCUUCAGCAACAUCCACACACGGCCCCUCAACCCCCACGCCUUCCGCUUCGUCAUCAAUGAGCCAAAGAAGUGCGAGGAGGUUCCCCCCUUCCUGGUGAUCCUCAUCAGCACCACCCACAAGGAGUUUGACGCCCGGCAGGCCAUCCGGGAGACCUGGGGCGACGAGGGCUCCUUCGGCGACGUCCGCAUCGUCACGCUCUUCCUGCUGGGCAGGAACACUGACGCUAUCCUGAACCAGAUGGUGGAGCAGGAGAGCCAGAUCUUCCACGACAUCGUGGUGGAGGACUUCGUGGACUCAUACCACAACCUGACGCUGAAGACCAUGAUGGGCAUGCGCUGGGUGUCCACCUACUGCCCCAAGGCCCAGUACAUCCUGAAGACAGACAGCGACAUCUUCGUCAACAUGGACAACCUGAUCUACAAGCUCCUCAAGCCCACCACCAAGCCCCGGCGGAGGUACUUCACAGGCUACGUCAUCAACGGGGGUCCGAUCCGGGACAUGCGCAGUAAGUGGUACAUGCCCAGGGACCUGUACCCAGACAGCAAGUACCCGCCCUUCUGCUCGGGCACGGGCUACGUGUUCUCGGCGGACGUGGCCGAACUUAUCUUCAAGACUUCGCUGCACACCAGGCUGAUCCACCUGGAGGACGUGUACGUUGGCCUGUGUCUGCGCAAGCUGGGCGUCCAUCCGUACCAGAACAGUGGCUUCAACCACUGGAAGAUGGCGUACAGUCUGUGCCGGUACCGUCGCGUCUUCACCGUCCACCAGAUCUCCCCGGAGGAGAUGCACCGCAUCUGGAAUGACAUGUCAAGCAAGAAGCACCUGCGAUGUUAGGCUUAUCUCCAAGGAGCUCCUGAGAAGUUAGCAUUAGCUCAAAGGAGUGCCUGAGAUGUUGGCAUUAGCUCAAAGGAGCGCCUGAGAUGUUAGCAUUAGCUCAAAGGAGCGCCUGAGAUGUUAGCAUUAGCUCAAAGGAGCGCCUGAGAUGUUGGCAUUAGCUCCAAAGGGCGCCUGGGUAAAUUAUUUCCAGGGGGAAAACGGAAGGCCCUAUACCAUUUUUUCCUUCUUGCCUUUGUUCUCUUCAGUUUGAAUGUGUCUGGUUCUGCUCAAUGUGGUGGAACAGGAGAUAACGUGGAGCUACUCCAGGCUCCUACGUAUGUCAACCGGUUUGUAUCUGCGUCGAUCUGAGCGUCUGUCGAAUGAUUCAACCCAACGGUCCUUAAAGACAUUCGCCUUGUCACACACGUGCUCAUGCAUUGAAAUGUCUUAUUGCUAGUCCUUUGUAAUUGGUGCGGCUUUUACUUUAUUCAAAUGGGUUGAGGCCAAUUUAUCUUGUUUAACUUGAUUAUGCUGAUGACAUACAUUGUUACAUUCACAAAAAUAACAGCUGUUUUAAUUUAUUCAUUCAAGACUGAGAAAAGCAAACAUUUUCCAUACACUAAAUAUAACUUCGGGAAGGACGACAUAAUGUGCUUCCUAAUCUGCCUCAUUCAUUAGACUGUAGGAGGGCUCUGUGAUUUACUGAUGUCAUUCAUUAGACCACAGCUGUAAGAGGGCUCUGUGAUGUGCUGAUGUCAUUCAUUUAUUCUGUUUGAUACGUGAGAUGGAAAGUCUCCAGCAGGGAUGAAGUGAACCCUUUCCAUCAGCGGUUGCUGAAUCCUCAUGCAUGCUGCCCUUAAGGGAGUCGCUGUUCUCUGGUAACAUGCUGCCCUUAAGGGAGUCGCUGUUCUCUGUUAACAUGCUGCCCUUAAGGGAGUCGCUGUUCUCUGGUAACAUGCUGCCCUUAAGGGAGUCGCUGUUCUCUGUUAACAUGCUGCCCUUAAGGGAGUCGCUGUUCUCUGGUAACAUGCUGCCCUUAAGGGAGUCGCUGUUCUCUGUUAACAUGCUGCCCUUAAGGGAGUCGCUGUUCUCUGGUAACAUGCUGCCCUUAAGGGAGUCGCUGUUCUCUGGUAACAUGCUGCCCUUAAGGGAGUCGCUGUUCUCUGUUAACAUGCUGCCCUUGUUUAAGGAGUCGCUGUUCAUUACUUCUCAGUUUCUACAUGCAUUUAUUUUAUGGGCACAAUAGUAUGUUAUGUUAUGUCUGUAUAAUGGGCAAGCUACUGGUUGAUAAACAUACAGUUGGUAAUCUUCAGCCUCAUAUAAAAGUACAAACACUGCAUCAUAUCGUGGUAAGUACAUUAGAAUGGUACCAGACCAUUCUUCUACUGCUUAAGAUUGAGGAACUAUUCUUCUCAUCCCAGACUGUAUAUCCGGUGUGACACUCAUUGGAAGCACUAUUGAAAUAAUGGACACUUUUCUAACAACAAAACUGGCAUUGACUUCCAAAUUUUCUUUUAUAAGUUCCUCUUCAAAGUCUUCAAAGCUCUUUUACUGUGAAGCAGAAUCCUUUGCAAAGGUCCGCUGUUGUAGAUUGUAUGUUUUUUAUAUUAAAAAACACUUUCUUUUA
This is a messenger RNA of Gadus macrocephalus (Pacific cod), 2977 nucleotides long. RefSeq names its product UDP-Gal:betaGlcNAc beta 1,3-galactosyltransferase, polypeptide 1b (gene b3galt1b). NCBI's taxonomy places the organism in Eukaryota, Metazoa, Chordata, Actinopteri, Gadiformes, Gadidae. Gene Ontology annotation, molecular function: N-acetyl-beta-D-glucosaminide beta-(1,3)-galactosyltransferase activity. Gene Ontology annotation, cellular component: membrane. The transcript is spliced from 2 exons. The record is from RefSeq and is a predicted model, not a curated record. The coding region runs from base 382 to 1368 and encodes 328 amino acids.